Messenger RNA from Tribolium castaneum (red flour beetle), 4872 nucleotides. It is a transcript of the gene Nmdar2, whose product is annotated as NMDA receptor 2. The transcript has 13 exons. Lineage: Eukaryota; Metazoa; Arthropoda; Insecta; Coleoptera; Tenebrionidae. The record is from RefSeq and is a predicted model, not a curated record. Bases 188 to 3430 code for a protein of 1080 amino acids. Gene Ontology annotation, molecular function: NMDA glutamate receptor activity. Gene Ontology annotation, biological process: monoatomic ion transport. Gene Ontology annotation, cellular component: plasma membrane.
CUUAUCGGAGUGGUGUUGCUCUUUUCCAUCAGAAAGCCGUCACUCCCUUUUUCUUUCGUAAAUGUUCCGAACAUCGCCCGAUAGAAAAUCGCUCUCUACGCGCGUUUCCCCUUCGAAACAAAAUUGUUGUGCAAAUGUAAAUAAAUAAAAUUCCCCUCGCAGCGUUCCGUCACCAAAAACAAUUUUCAUGUUUGGCAAAAUACUCAAUAUGAAUGUGGUGGUCUUCCUGCUGAAUGUGCUGAUUGUGGUGGUGGUCAGUGGCGGGCCCGCUUGGCGAGAAGUCCAAAGGGGCGGCGGGCUGAGGGUCGGCUCCGGCGCCGGCAAAAACUCCUCUUCGUCGAGAGGCAACGGAAUUAGGGUCGGCGGCAGCACCAGAGGCGUUCGGAUCACCACCACGAUGAUGCCGGAAGGCGACCAAGUCAGCCAACCGACCGCUACGGCCACUUCCAACCACCAGCAUACGCCUCUCAAUGUGGGGAUGGUGCUGCCGUCCAAGUCCUUCGGGGUGAGGGAGUACACCAAGGCUGUCACUUCGGCCAAGUACAACUUGCAGAGGAAAUUACGGCUUUUCAAGCACCACGAUAUCAAGGUUCACAUCGUGAUGAAAGAACUCACCCCUAGUCCAACAGCAAUUCUCAAGUCCCUCUGCAAGGAAUUCCUUUCGGUUAAUGUGUCAGCCAUUUUAUAUUUAAUGAAUUACGAGAAAUACGGUCGAAGUACGGCAUCUGCACAGUAUUUCCUUCAAUUAGCCGGCUACUUAGGGAUACCUGUCAUCGCCUGGAAUGCGGAUAAUUCAGGAUUGGAAAGGAGAGCAUCACAAUCUUCCCUCCAACUUCAAUUAGCGCCAUCGCUGGAACAUCAAACAGCUGCGAUGUUGAGCAUAUUAGAGAGAUAUAAGUGGCAUCAAUUUUCAGUGGUAACCAGUCCGAUCGCAGGACACGAUGAUUUCAUACAGGCUGUGCGGGAGCGAGUCUCGGCAAUGCAGGACCGCUUCAAGUUUACGAUCCUCAACGCAGUCCUCGUAUCACACCAUCGCGACUUGGCUGCACUUGUGGAUUCUGAAGCCCGAGUAAUGCUGCUUUAUUGUACGAGUCAAGAAGCAAUAGACAUACUUACUGCCGCUAAGGAUUUUCACCUUACUGGAGAAAAUUAUGUUUGGGUUGUAACACAAAGCGUUAUAGCGAACCCACUUGAAGCACCAGGCCAAUUUCCAGUUGGCAUGUUAGGUGUACAUUUUGACACAUCGAGUUCCAGUCUGGUAAACGAGAUAACGACCGCAAUCAAAGUGUAUGCUUAUGGUGUGGAAGACUUCACAAACGACCUGGCAAAUGCAGGGCGCUCCCUUAAUACCCAACUUUCGUGCGAAGGCGAAGGUGCAGCUCGAUGGAAUACCGGUGAUCGGUUUUUUCGGGUACUUCGCAAUGUGAGUGUUGAAGGCGAAGCCGGGAAACCCAAUCUGGAAUUCACGCAAGACGGAGUGUUGAAAGCGGCUGAGUUGAAAAUAAUGAAUCUUAGGCCAGGAGUUAGCAAACAGCUCGUUUGGGAAGAGAUUGGAGUUUGGAAGUCCUGGCAGAAGGAGGGUUUAGACAUUAAAGACAUUGUCUGGCCGGGAAAUAGCCACACGCCACCGCAAGGAGUUCCUGAGAAGUUUCAUCUAAAAAUCACUUUUUUGGAAGAACCACCAUACAUAAGCCUAGCACCUCCUGACCCCGUUACAGGAAAGUGUUCAAUGGAUAGGGGGGUGUUGUGCAGGAUUGCCAGCGACGCAGACAUCACCGAGGUCGACACGACGCUGGCCCACCGCAACGGCAGUUUCUAUCAGUGCUGCUCUGGAUUUUGCAUCGACCUUUUGCAAAAAUUCUCCGAAGAGUUGGGUUUCACCUACGAACUCGUCCGUGUUGAAGACGGGAGAUGGGGAACGAACGAAAAUGGAAAGUGGAACGGCCUCAUUGCUGAUCUAGUUAAUCGAAAAACAGAUAUGGUUCUGACGUCGCUGAUGAUUAAUGCGGAAAGAGAGGCAGUGGUAGACUUCAGUGUUCCUUUUAUGGAGACGGGAAUUGCAAUCGUUGUGGCCAAACGAACUGGAAUUAUUUCUCCGACGGCAUUUUUGGAACCGUUUGAUACAGCCUCUUGGAUGCUUGUGGGGGUUGUCGCAAUUCAAGCUGCCACCUUCACCAUUUUCCUUUUUGAAUGGCUGUCUCCGAGUGGUUUCAAUAUGAGAUUGUCGCUUAAUCAGUCAACGCCAUCAGCGUCACAUCGUUUUUCGUUAUUCCGCACUUACUGGCUGGUUUGGGCUGUCCUUUUCCAAGCGGCGGUUCAUGUUGAUUCUCCCAGAGGAUUCACAGCACGUUUUAUGACAAAUGUUUGGGCGAUGUUCGCCGUAGUCUUCCUUGCCAUAUACACUGCCAACCUCGCAGCCUUCAUGAUUACCAGAGAAGAGUUUUUUGAAUUUUCAGGUCUCGACGACCACCGCUUAUCGCGGCCAUACUCGCAAAAGCCACUCAUCAAAUUCGGAACAAUUCCCUGGUCUCACACCGAUUCAACAAUAGCGAAAUAUUUCAAAGAAAUGCACGCUUACAUGAGACAAUUCAACAAAUCCACAGUCCAUGAAGGAGUCGACGCCGUUUUAAGCGCCGAAAUGGACGCUUUCAUAUACGACGGCACUGUCUUAGAUUACCUCACUUCGCAAGACGAAGACUGCAGACUUCUCACCGUCGGUUCCUGGUACGCAAUGACCGGCUACGGCCUGGCCUUCCCCCGAAAUUCCAAAUACCUGAAAAUGUUCAACAAACGACUGCUGGAUUUUCGAGAAAACGGCGACCUUGAACGUCUGCGCCGCUACUGGAUGACCGGGGUCUGUAAGCCCGGAAAACAGGAGCACAAGAGCUCGGACCCCUUAGCUUUAGAACAGUUCUUAUCAGCGUUCCUAUUGUUGAUGGCGGGGAUACUACUCGCCGCGCUGCUGUUGUUUCUCGAACACUUGUACUUCAAAUACGUUCGGAAGCACCUCGCAAAGACCGACCGAGGAGGCUGUUGUGCCCUCAUCAGUCUGUCUAUGGGCAAAAGUCUGACGUUUCGAGGGGCUGUGUACGAGGCUCAAGACAUCCUGAGACAUCACCGCUGCAGAGACCCCAUUUGCGACACUCAUCUCUGGAAAGUCAAACGGGAGUUGGACAUCUCCCAAAUGAGGUGUAAGCAGCUGGAGAAGGAGUUGGAAGCGCACGGUAUAAAGCCGCCGCCUCCAUGCAAACGGCGUCAACGUAACACCACCUGUCUUUCGUCCUGUCUGGAUUCUUCCGAAUCACCUGAUGUAAUAGUUUCUGGAGAACAAGCCAGAUCUAGGUUAAGAAGCUUAAAUCCAGAUAAAAGUAGCAACUCUGAUUUAUUUGGUCAGAAGACAGAAAUAGCAGAAAUGGAAACAGUACUGUGAUCAAUUAAGAAAAUCGAGAUGAACAACACCAAAUAAUUUCCGAGUACAUUGGUACCAUCAUCAUUGCCUGAAACAAAGAACUCUUAUGAAUUGUGGUGCAUUGUUAAAUAGUAUCAGUGACUACCUAACACAUACCAAUACAAAACUUCUUGGUGCCGGAUAAGCUCAUAAUUCGUCAAAUACAAAUAGCAUUUAGAUCGAAAUAUUUAUUCAUAUUGUAGAUAGUCAGUCGCAAAUUCGACCGUUAUGACGUUAAACUGACUGAACGUUGUAUAGAUUACAUUUUUAUCAAACUCAAAGACUAAUGUUGCAGAACAAAUUAUUUUGUCGCCCAACUGUAACCUAUACCACUUUCUAUUAGUUUACAUUGUUGUUGCUAUAAUGUUGUUGCUGUUAUUGUUGAUGUUUUCACGCUAUAAAUUAUGUCAAUAUGAUGUAUAAUAAAGGUCAUGAGAAAUUUCAAAACGGAAAUUUUAUCACACACCACCAAUAAACCCCAACACGUAUCCCGGAAAUAAAACCGUAGAAUUUAGUUGUAAAAAAUUUAAGAGACAAUGUUCACAAGACUGCCUUUGUUGCAUAAGAUUGCAAACUAAAUUUUUAAAUAAAUUCCUCCUCGACUUCUAGUAGAAUUAAACAACAUUGAAAAUUUCUAAUGACCGUUCAGAAGUACACGACAGGAGUCUGUUUUUUAUGUUUGUUUAGAACAAAUACUUUCGACUCAUUUGUAGGAAGCCUACUCCUUGGCCUAAUUCUAGACAGUUUUUAACAGAUUUGUAAAUCGAAAAAUGAUUUGACGCUUAAAUGAUGGCUUAGUUGAUGACACUGUUAGCCACUAAAUGGUAAAUGUCUUGAAUGCAUGUCCAUACAAAACACUCGAAACAUUUAAUAAAAUCAAUGUUAGGGACUAAAAAAUUCGUCUCUUAAAUGUGUGUAAAUAUUAAUAAUUUUACGUUAGUGUCAGUGUCUGUUUAUGCAUUUAGUGUCAAAUCGUUUUUCGAAGAAAACAUAAAAUCAAAAAAAAAAACAAAUAUGUUCAAAAUCGUCGGAAUAUUCCAACUCCGGAAAUUCGAAUAAAUUCUUAAUGAAUUUAUUCAAGUUUCAAGAUUAAUCGCACGUUGUUUAGUUUGUAAACCCACACAUUGUAAACAAAUGUAAAAUCUUCAUUUGAAAAUGCUUUAAAUCUCAUAAUCACAAAAAUGGAGAUUCUACAUUUCGUCAUUGAUUUGAAAGUUGUUUUGUAAGUGUAUAAGAAAUAUUUUGGCCGAAUUAACUGUGUACUAUUCUGUGUUGAUCAUUUUGUAUUAAAUAAACGAAUGUAAAUAAGAUUGCAAUAAAACCUAUAUUUAAACAAGUCAAUAAUAUAGAAACAGUAUAAAUGUUAACCAUGUAAUCCGUAUAUAUUUCAGUAAAUAAAACGUAAACGUAAAUGUUCCAAUAAA